AGCAGGGCCCUGCUGAACGCGACAGGUCACUCCAGGCAGGAGUUCCCUGAGCAGGAACUAGGCUUUAAGAUCUGCCUGGCACCCCCAGUGGGAACCUGAGUUCACAGGCUCCGCCUUCUUCACUCCUAGGAGGCUCUACGCUGUUUGUUGAGAUGUCACUGAGGCGGCCGAGGGACAAGGACAAGGGGGACAAGGACGGAAGCUUGGAGGUCACGGGCCAGCUGGGGGAGGUGAUGAAGGAGAGUGCCCGCAUCGCCUACACCCUUGCCAGGGCCCUCCUGAUGCAGCACAACCCCUCCAACGAGUACCUGGUGACCUCCCACCUCCACCUGCACGUGCCCGAGGGCACCACCCCUAAGGACGGCCCCAGCGCCGGCUGCACCAUCGUCACAGCCCUGCUCUCGCUGGCCAUGGACCGGCCAGUACGGCAGAAUCUGGCCAUGACGGGCGAGGUCUCCAUCACAGGCAAGAUCCUGCCCAUGGGCGGCAUCAAGGAGAAGACCAUCGCCGGGAGUGUGGUGCCCGAGGGCUGACACUGCCCCGGGAAGCUCCCAGCCACAUUACACGGGUUAGGCGACGAAGGGGGAUGGCCCAUUUUAUAGGCUGGCAAAGCGAAGCCUAGGGUGGCACGGGACUGGGCUGCCCCUCCAGUCAUUUGCAUAGUGUUCAGGGCCUCUUCAUGAGAAAGUACCCAUCUGGCUCCCGGAGGAUGGCAGUGGGACCCCUGCCCCGCCUGCUGCCUCCUCGCCCAAGCGGCCUUGCACAGGAACUAGGUUGGUGAGCCAAGACCAGAGGCACACCUGUGCCAUCUUACCCUUGGCAGAGCAUCCUCCACAGCACCCCGCCUAACACCCUUUGGGGGACAGGGUCUCCGCAGCGGGAUAGAGGCUCCAGGAGUCCCCAUGCACUGAGUCCCUGUCCUCCAAGGGGUGGAUUCAGGCUGAGGGAUGGCAGUGCAGAGGCCCGGGCCUAUGGGGCUGGAAUUCCAGGCAAGCAGGUAAAUGUCAUGUUGGCUGUAUUUUAAAUGCACUCACGGUUCCUUUCCAGCUCCCCGCACAAGUGUGAACCCCUAAGUGUAAAGCAGUGGGCACUGCCGUGGAUUCAGGAAAUGUCUCCCCGACACCACUGGGUGGGGAUUCCAGGACGAGGCCUAGGCUCCUAACCCCGUUUCUGCCCUUGGCUGAAGUGCUGUCCCCUCAGGACAAACGCGCUGGCGUGACAUGCGUCAUUCUGCCGGCCGAGAACAAGAAGGACUUCUAUGACCUGGCUGCCUUCAUUACCGAGGGCCUGGAGGUCCACUUCGAGGAGCACUACCAUGAAAUCUUCACCUUAGCCUUCCCUGAGGAGCAGGCCGAGGCUCUGGCCCCUGAGCGGUGACAGCAGCCUGGGUGUGGCUGGCACCGACGGGCCCAGCAGGGCAGAGGCCCCGGGCAGCCGAGCCCCCCGAGGCUCAGGAACCUGACUUACAGCCUAAUCACUGAGCCUGGCAUAUGACUUAUUUAGCUAUGAUUAAAACACCAUUUCCAGUA
Messenger RNA from Manis pentadactyla (Chinese pangolin), 1529 nucleotides. RefSeq names its product lon protease homolog, mitochondrial-like. The transcript is spliced from 2 exons. Gene Ontology annotation, molecular function: serine-type endopeptidase activity; ATP binding; single-stranded DNA binding. Gene Ontology annotation, biological process: proteolysis; mitochondrion organization; protein catabolic process. NCBI's taxonomy places the organism in Eukaryota, Metazoa, Chordata, Mammalia, Pholidota, Manidae. The record is from RefSeq and is a predicted model, not a curated record. Gene Ontology annotation, cellular component: mitochondrial matrix. The coding region runs from base 153 to 533 and encodes 126 amino acids.